AUGGACAGUGAGAAGCUUAUUUUAACAAAAAUGGCAGCUAUUUUGUUCAACUACACAUGCAUCGGCCCCGGGAUUGUGAGGAAAGAAGACAGAAGGUUCUAUUCAGCAGAGAUUAUUUGUGGCCUGCAAUACCUUUAUUCCAUCGGGAUUGUCCAUCGAGACCUCAAACCAGACAACAUCCUACUUGACCAAGAAGGCCACAUUAAAAUAGCUGACUUUGGUCUGGCAGCUUACAACAUGUUUGGCAAUAAAACCGCCAGAGGCCGAGCCGGAACACGAGGAUACAUGGCGCCGGAGGUGCUCCAAAUGAAGAAGUAUAAUGCUGCAGCCGACUGGUGGUCAUUGGGUGUCAUCAUCUACCAAAUGGCCACCCACACUCUCCCAUUUUAUGGCGGGCAAUCAGCAGUCAAUGACGAGCCAACAUUUUGA
This is a messenger RNA of Xenopus tropicalis (tropical clawed frog), 429 nucleotides long. RefSeq names its product protein kinase C delta type-like. The transcript has 4 exons. The coding region runs from base 1 to 429 and encodes 142 amino acids. The record is from RefSeq and is a predicted model, not a curated record. NCBI's taxonomy places the organism in Eukaryota, Metazoa, Chordata, Amphibia, Anura, Pipidae. Gene Ontology annotation, molecular function: kinase activity; protein serine/threonine kinase activity; protein kinase activity.